AUGACCAAGCUGAAGAAAAUUCACCAACCUCCCGGAAGUCUCUCUACAUCGGAAAUAAAGCAAGCACGUUCUCAUGCUAAAAUGCACGGCCCUGGGACCAUCCCUGAAAUCAAGACGAAGCAUCGCGUACGCCUUGAUAUGGGGAAGGUCGACCACUUUGUAGAAUUCAUUGAUAGACCGUAUUUUUAUCAGGAUGUUUCAAAUGGUAACAAGGUACUCACCCUAGAUAAUGGUGACAGAACUGAGAUGCCUAACGUUGUAAGGAUCCUACCCAGGUCUACAAUGAUUGAGUAAUACUUGGAGUAUUGUAAAGAGCAAUGUCACAAGCCACUUAGUAGGUCUACUCUGUCUUAAAAUAUUGGAGGUUCGAGAAGCGUCUCAGUGUUAAUCGCUCCAGGGCUUAGACAAUACGGCUGCAGAUGGUGCUGGAGGCUUUCAGACUAUGGAGACGCGGGUUGAAACUCUUGAGAAAGGAGGAAUGCAAAAACAGUGGUGUCUACGUAUUUGCCAAAACCUACGCGAUGCUAAACGCUAUCUCAAAACUGACUACCGUGUGCAGUGUCAAGAGUAUUACCCUACUUGCGUUGACCACUGUAGAAAGUUUGCGCUUAGUGAUCCUGUUGAUCCCGAGCUCCGGCAUCCUUGUCCACAUCAGCAUCAAUCGACUUGCGAGCAAUCUCAAGGGCUGAAGGAUGUUCCAAAGGAAGUGAGGAUAGCGAUUGAAGGUCAUCAUGGAAGCCUUACAGUUCCGAACAACGAGAAGAUGUCCUUUACGACUUUGACCGUGCACAGUUAGACAUCUUGUUGUGGAAAACGCACAUCGUGCGCUCAAUAAAUAAGGAGAAGGUGAAACAAGAUGCACUAAAAUCAGAAGAGCCACAGUCAGCCAUUCUGAUCAUGGAGUGGGCUAUGAAGUUCCUCUAA
Molecule: messenger RNA, 924 nt
Organism: Porites lobata
Lineage: Eukaryota; Metazoa; Cnidaria; Anthozoa; Scleractinia; Poritidae
Source: the annotation of a GenBank genome assembly